Menidia menidia (Atlantic silverside) is the source of this 4246-nucleotide messenger RNA. The record is from the annotation of a GenBank genome assembly. NCBI's taxonomy places the organism in Eukaryota, Metazoa, Chordata, Actinopteri, Atheriniformes, Atherinopsidae.
CCUCGAGGGAACUUGCCCAGACGUGUUCAGCUGGUACACGUGCUCUAUAAGAAGACAUGACAAGGCCUACUUCAACGUCAGAUGAUCGGGGAGCUGUUGAAAAAGAAUAAUAAAGCCUUCUCUUGGGGACUUCUUGGCAACCACCAAUAUUUCUGCAAGAAAGCUAUGAUGAUCAGUGCUAUGGAAGAUGCAAAAGCCAGGAAGGAACACCACCACAAGACCAUACAUUUUAACAAAAGGAUGAAAAGAGCAGACACUUCCCAUGACCCAUUGGUAACAAAUGAACCAAUAAAGAAAGCCAAAUUGAGUGAUCCAGAUCUGGAAAAUCAAAGCAUUUUGAACUCCAAAAGCAUUGAAGUCACAAGAUUAGGACCAUCUGCCUCUUUACCCGACCACCAAAACUUAAUGACCACCCUCAGAGAAAGCUGGGAGGUGGACAGCGGGUUCUGCUCUGAAGCCAGCCCUCCAGCCAGCGGUCGGAGCUCGCCGUGGUUCAGCACAUGCCCGACCUCAGUGGUGGCAAUGGACUGUGAAAUGGUGGGGACAGGACCUGGCGCACGAUGCAGCGAGGUAGCCCGCUGCAGCAUCCUGGACUACCAUGGAAACGUGUUGUACGACAAAUACAUCAGGCCAUGUCAGCCCGUCACUGACUUCAGGACUCGUUGGAGCGGCAUCCAAAGGCAUCACCUUCACGACGCCACACCCUUCAUUCAGGCCAGAGAAGAGAUCCUCAGGAUACUGGAAGGCAAAGUUGUCGUGGGCCACUCUAUCUACAACGACUUUGAGGUGCUGGACAUUAUUCAUCCUGGUCACAUGGUCAGGGACACGUGCACAACGCGUCUCCUCAGCCGGUUGGCCGGUUUUCCUUGCGGACGCUGCCCCUCCCUUAAAAUCCUCUCCUGCAAGCUGCUGAACAGGAAAAUACAGGCUGGAAGGAGAGGCCACUCUUCAGUGGAGGACGCUCUGGCUUCCCUUGACCUCUACAAGCUGGUGGAGGGUGAAUGGGAGCAGGAGAUACAGAGAAAACUGACAGACAACAACGCCCCAAGCGAGCCAAGCUAUGCCUCAUCAAACCACUACAUGCAGGACGAGUACUGGCCCUGUGAAGUCACAGGAGACCGACAAUGAGGGAAAGAUGUUAGACUGUUUUUAAGGGAAAUGCAUUGAGUCCCCAUUUGCAUCACGAUGCACAUUUAUGAGAGCAGAACUAUAUAUUUAAUGCGAAACCUCAGGCAGUUAAAGAUAUAUAAAAGGAAGCAGGGAGCUCAAGAUGUGGAGGGAGAAAUAAGAACACUUUAACUUAUUACUUUAACCAGUUAUUUCAGGACCUUUUUGCUGUAAGGAAAGAUAUUUGGUCUCAAAGACAUGAAUAACCAACUUAGUUGGUGCUUAGUGAAAACUUGAAAUACCACAGGGGAUCAUGUUAUUUACAAAGUUUGAGGUACCUUACUUGAAAUAGCAACUGAGUGUUUCUCUAUAGUAGACUAUUUAAUACAAAAAUAGGCUUUGAUAUUGACAUUUGUGACACUGCAUUAGGAGCAAAACCGCUUUCUGAUAGGGAGGACUUUUAAAUCUGCAGGGCAGAACUUCUAUAUGUUAGUAUAGGUCCAUUAGUCCAAACCCGCUCAGGUCUGUGUGGCUCUCUUUCUUUAGCAGUUUGCUAGAAUUUUAAACCUGAGAUGAUAACAAUCCUUGCGUUGUUGUACGAGCCCACAGGAACAGCUUGUUAAAAUUCACUGCCAGAAGAGGGAGACAGAAGUUCUGCACUGCAGGUUCUUUCCAGGGUUUCUAAUGUUGUGACACUUCUAUGUUCAGGUUUCACGACCUCUGGUUGUAAGCUGCUCUUUAAUUAAUAAAGCAUGUGGAAAUUUGAGCUAUUUAAUGCGUGUCUUUAGGUUCUGAAACCUCAAAAGCUAAAAAGUAGAAACACUGCAAAGUAUCCAGACAUACGUCAGCAAAAAGGAAAAAGGCCAUUUAAUAUAAUUAGGAAAAAGAAAAAAACUCAGUAGAACUCAGUGUUCUACUUGAUGAAAACCUUUUUUGUUAAUACAAUUUAGAGAACUCAGCUUAUCACCAGAACAGUUUAUCAGCAGGAGGAAAUUAUGUUUUGUUGGUGGUUUGUUACACAUGGCAUUUCCUCAUAUCAAGGCAAGAGUGAUACAGGAGGUUUGAGAGUGGCUACUUAUUAAAUACUAAAAACAUGCGACCUGAUUCACAAACAAAUCAGCAGCUGCAAGCAUUUCAAACAAAGCCGUGACUAUACUGGUACAGGGCAAAGUUUUGGGAAGUGUCCAAACCUGCUAGUGAGAGAUUGUCACAAAUACUGGUUCAGUACGUGACAAAAUUUUGCGGCAUCAUGUCCAAACAGGCAAUCAAAUCUGCCUCUGUAAGGCUGCGCUGAUCUAGAAUAGAUACAUUUUUUUUACCUUUAAAAUAUUUCAGUUCUUUCUGCAUGUUUUGAUGCCACAAAUGUGCAGCAGCUUACAAUGUAACGUUCUCAGUGUGACAGCAGAAUAUGAUGCUAUCAGGGACACAUAAACUGUUGGGGACGCUGUGUGUUCUGGGUUUUAGUUCAGCAUUCUGUCAAUGGUUUUGCAUUUAGGCUUCAGCUCCUCUGUUUUCAUUGAAACCUACAUGUGCACGCACAUACACAUCUAAAAGCUGGGGUUAAAGCAAAGGCUUCAGCGAAGAACAGAGUAUUGCAUUGUUUACCCAAUCCAUCUAAUUUUGCUCCCCAAAUCGCUUUAUUGAGCUGAUCAAACCCGAUUUUGCAGAUUACUGGCAGACUGCCAGCACUUUUGUCACUGCAUCAGGGGGAAAACGUGCGUCAGUGACACUCGGACCUCCAGGGUCAUAAGGGGUAAAUGGGCAACUUUCAAAUAUGAACUUUGCAAUGCCUGAUGAGGGUGUGCUCAGGCUGUGCACUUGUUAGACUAAAAGGAGAUCAGAUCAUUGUUCAGAUGGAGGCUCAGAAAGCAACAGAUGGAUCCAUGCAACCACUACUUUGGUUGCAUCCAGUGCCACUUACUUGAAUUUUUCUGUUUGUUCUCUAAAAUGAGAUUGUUUAUGUAGGUAUUCAGCAUUUCUGAAAAUAAAUCUAUGUCUCCGUGGGAUGGAUUUUCUGAACAGCAGCUAAAGAAUUUUAGCUAAACUAUUGUGCGUCACACAAAUGGACAUUCACAUGGUUGUUUCCUUUUGCAUGCUCAGAUAAGUUAUAAAGAAUGUUCUUGUUAUGUUACUGAGCAAUUUAACCCAUUCACCAUCAGUCCCCCGCUUAAAACACGGGUGUCUAUGGAACACAUACUAUCCCAUAUCCUGUUUUCCAGCCAUGCCUUUGUAGCGUUGACUAUAUCUGACAGUUUGACUAAGUUUGAUACAAUACAAACAGAGUUCAGCCUAUUUAGUAACAAUAAACCAGAAAAAAAAAUCUAAAUGUGACUUCAGCCCAGAACAUGAACUGCAGCUAUCCUGUAGCAAUCUCAUCAACACUCAGCGGUAAUUAUAGAGGAAGUGAGCCUCUGUGGAUUGUUUGAGAGAGGACUUUAAUUACAUAAACCUUUCUGGUCAGGGUGGGCUGUACACAUAUGCACAUAUGCACAAUUCAGCUUUGGAGGUGACUGUCACGUGCGCUGUGUUACAGUGCUCUCUGAGCUUAGACAUGCAUAUGUGAGAACUAAUCUGCUCACUGGGGCCUGUGGAUAGUUUAAGGGGCCAUGUUUACAGAUAUGAGUGCACCUGAGUCAUAAUACAAAUCCUGGUGGGGGGCUGGAUGUUCUCUCUCAUGUGUAUGUGGAAAUGUGCAUUAAGAUUGACGUUAGAUUUGCGGUCUUGUUUUUGCAGCUUCUCCCUCUUGAUAUGUUUUUCUAUUUGCCUUUUGUUUGUCAGAUGGAAAAAAAACCCCCACAAAACCCACAGUGAUUCUAGUCCGAUGGUAACUCGAUAGUAGAGCAUGUCAAAGGCAGCAGAAUGGAACCCCGUGCGAAGCUAAGAGGCGAAGUGAAAUGAUUCUGUUCUGUCUAAAAUACUUAUUGGCACAUUUGCCUUAUCAAUAGCACUAAGAUAAGGUAUAAUAUCACUGAUGAAUAACCAGACUGAUGUCACUCACUCCAUAAUUAAUCUAAACGCGUGAUGACCACUAAAAUGGCGGCUCCACCUCCCUUGCCCCCUAACACUUUCACGUUGCAGAAUACACAGUUACAAUGGUCACUUGUCCCUCCAUUCAAUUCCUCCUGGAAUGCCUCUGACC